Molecule: messenger RNA, 1325 nt
Organism: Orussus abietinus
Lineage: Eukaryota; Metazoa; Arthropoda; Insecta; Hymenoptera; Orussidae
Product: serine/threonine-protein kinase nekl-2
Exons: 6
Coding region: 98-1030 (310 amino acids)
Biological process (GO): protein phosphorylation
Molecular function (GO): protein kinase activity; ATP binding
Source: RefSeq, a predicted model, not a curated record
UAAGCCAUCGUAAACACGAGUCCGUUACCUGUGACCCACGGUCGCGUUACGGCAGUAUAUUCGUAAAUUCCUUCGAGAUAGAACGUGUUAAUUCAACAUGCCAAUCAGGGAUUACAAGUUUGAACUCAUUCUGGGCAGGGGGACGUUUGGGACGGUUCAUUUGGUGAGACGAUUCAGAGAUGGGAAACCGUUUGUUAUAAAAGAGCAAGACUUGAACCCUUCGUCGUACCGAUCGUUCCAGAUGGUGAUGGCAGAAGUGGAUUGCUUGAGGAAGAUGAGGCAUCCGAAUAUUAUCUCUUAUCGUGGCGCUUGGAGUGAAGACAAUCGCAGCUAUAUUCUGAUGGAGUACGCAAUGCGCGGUACUCUAAAGGAUUUGCUGAAGAAGCAACAAGAGCCCUUGAAAGAAGAAGAUACGCUUUACCUCUUCUCCCAAAUAAGUCUCGGAGUUCACCACAUACAUUCGAAGAACGUGUUACAUCGAGAUCUGAAGCCAGAAAAUAUUAUGCUGACCGGACGAAGGGCCGAAAUCGUAAAGAUUGGAGAUUUUGGAGUGUCGCGAAGCGUCAACGAAUUGUCCAGAUCGCACGCCGGCUCUUACAAUUACAUGGCCCCGGAAAUGCUGAAGAAGGAGCCGUGCGAUUUCAAGUGCGACAUUUGGAGCAUGGGCGUCGUCCUCUACGAAAUGGUCGCAAAUCGACUUCCCUUUCCAGCCCAGACGCAAGAAGAGAUCGUCGAGAUGGUAUGCAACGCGAGGCCUCGUCCAUUACCUAGGAACACUCGAAUAGACACGGUGAACCUCCUGUCCAAGAUGCUGCGCCGAGACGCGGAGCGACGACCGACCUCCUAUCGGGUGGUCCACUGUCCUUAUCUCGUCCCGUCCAUCAUUCGAGUCUGUUUGAACGUGGGUCGAAAUCCGAAUCACGCUGAGUGGAACGCCGAGAAUUUGGAAUAUCAUCAGUUCGAGAGGUUCUUGAAAACUCGGGACCCAUUCCCCAUGGAGGAACGGCGUCCUCGACGGCGAGCCAUUUAGGAAUCGGUCAAAAUCGAUAUCCAUUUUUGGAGACGGACUUUUAUCAGCGUUCCGAAAGGCGCGUUACGUUCAAGAGAUGUCCCAACUUUUAUAUCGAAGGACGGCGAAGGCUUUUGUACUCCACGAUCGGUCGGACGAUCUCGGAUGCGAGCCUAUACGUUCCAUCGUCGCCGUUCGACCGAUUUCGCUAUCGAACGUUUACCCUCUUAAAUAAGGUUAUCGACGGGCGCAUCCGGUAAACCGGGUCGUCCCGUCGGACUCUGGCGAAUAAAUUAGUUUGGCUGAACGAAGAAAA